GUGUAGGGCAGCUCCCUGUGCCGAGGCGCCCGCGGCCAUCCCUGUGCUGGGCGGCGCGCUUCCGCCGGCGUGCGGGUCUGAAUCCGCAGUGGUGUGCGGGUGAUGGAGCGGCGGGCAGGCUGUCGGCUUAGGCCAUGGAUGCUGUUAGUGCUCCUGUUGCCGGUGCAGGGCCGCCAGAAGGAGUCAGGCUCAAAAUGGAAAGUAUUUAUUGACCAAAUUAACAGGGCUUUGGAGAAUUAUGAACCAUGUUCAAGUCAAAACUGCAGCUGCUAUCACGGCAUCAUAGAAGAGGACCUGACUCCUUUUCGAGGUGGUAUCUCCAGGAAGAUGAUGGCCGAGGUGGUCAGACGGAAGCUAGGAACCCACUACCAGAUCAUUAAGAACAGGUUAUACAGGGAAGAUGACUGCAUGUUUCCCUCCAGGUGUAGUGGCGUCGAACACUUUCUUUUGGAAAUUAUUAGUGGCCUCCCUGACAUGGAAAUGGUAAUCAAUGUACGAGAUUACCCUCAGGUUCCUAGAUGGAUGGAGCCUACCAUUCCUGUCUUCUCCUUCAGUAAGACAUCGGAGUACCAUGAUAUCAUGUAUCCUGCAUGGACAUUUUGGGAAGGGGGCCCUGCUGUGUGGCCACUGUAUCCUACAGGUCUCGGACGGUGGGACCUCUUCAGAGAAGAUAUGAUGAGGUCAGCAGCACAGUGGCCAUGGGAAAAGAAAAAUUCUACAGCGUAUUUCAGAGGAUCAAGGACAAGCCCAGAAAGAGAUCCUCUCAUUCUCCUAUCUCGGAAAAAUCCAAAACUCGUUGAUGCAGAAUACACCAAAAACCAGGCCUGGAAAUCUAUGAAAGAUACCUUGGGAAAACCAGCUGCUAAGGAUGUGCACCUUAUAGACCACUGCAAAUACAAGUAUCUGUUUAAUUUUCGAGGUGUGGCUGCAAGUUUCCGGUUCAAACACCUCUUCUUGUGUGGUUCGCUGGUCUUCCAUGUUGGUGAUGAGUGGGUAGAAUUCUUUUACCCACAGCUAAAGCCAUGGGUUCACUACAUCCCAGUUAAAACAGACCUCUCCAAUGUCCAGGAGCUGUUGCAAUUUGUAAAAGCAAAUGAUGAUAUUGCUCAGGAAAUUGCUGAAAGGGGAAGCCAGUUCAUCAUAAACCAUUUGCAGAUGGAUGACAUCACCUGUUACUGGGAGAACCUCUUGACUGAAUACUCCAAAUUCCUGUCCUACAAUGUAACAAGAAGGAAAGAUUAUGAUCAGAUCAUUCCCAGACUUUUGAAAACUGAACUGUAGUAUCCGUCAGAGAACCAGAGUCCUGACAGUGAAUCUGAGGUGUUCUGUGGUAAAAUACCAUGAGCAUGAACCUAUACCCUGAACACCUUUGGUCAAGCCAAACACCCAGUUUUCCUUAUCAUGUCUAAUCCAGAGGGACUCUUGAGAAAGAUCUAAAAUGUGUGUAAUGAACAGAAACGAAGCAGCUCGGCCCUUUGAAAUCAUGAAAUAAGGAUUUGGAACUGCAUUCUAACCCUCAUUUUCUUAUGAUCAAUCAGAGCUUGUGCCUCAGGUCAUCUACAUGCUUCAUCACUGUGAAACUGACUGGAUCCACAUGAAGAUGCCCUCUUGUCCUGUCAUUUGGAGCCAACCAUUGAUCAUUGGGAACGAGUACAAUACACUAGCAACUCUGAAGUUAUUCUAGGCCCGAUCUCUGUUCUUUUAUUUUACUAUGGAGUUUGUGAAAAAUCCUUUGGUGUUUGUGAGAAAUACCACAGUGAUCAUUCUUUCAAGAGUCUAAAGAAAGAGGAGCUCUGCCAUGCAGUGCUGUUGGAGUUCUUUGGCACUCAGGAAGUUUCUAUAAUGCCUCAGUUGCAUGAAUAACUUUUGCAGUUGGAUUUCAAGUUCCCAUUUUGUGCCUUUAUGCCCUUUGUCUCUCUAAAAGAGAGAGAUAAAGAGAAUUUAUUUUCUAAUAUGUUCAGGAAGCAGUCUCAUUGUGCCCCUGCAAUUCUAGCACUGCUGACGUAGAGGCAGGAAGAUGAGUUCAUGGCCACCCUCAGCUAACACAAGAGCUUAAGGGCAGCGUGGCUACACCCGGUCCUGUCUCAUAAAUCUAACUCACGUUUUGCACACCUUUUAUUUUGCCUUCUUAAGUUAGUGACUGCAGGACUGUCUCAAUUUGCAGACACCACAAUCUUCAUAUGUGAAGAUCACAUCAUGAAGUGGCAAUUGAUAGAGCUUUCAUUUUUUUACUUCUAUAUGAGGCAAUUUAGGCAGAUAAUUAUUGAAGAACUUCCUCAUUACCCUCCUGGAAAAGAUAUAAGGACAGCUUGUGUCAAGUUAAAGCUCCAGUGUCACUUCUUUGAACAUCGUUCUUGGCAGUUAGUGGCUAAUAUAACAGUCUGCUCAGGCCUGUAUCAUGUGCCACCAUGCUGCACUGUAGUUACUUGACUGUUUCUUCCACUGUUUUGUAAGCUUAUUGAUGGAUGAGAAUGUUUCACUGCUCUUGAUGUCUCCAUCACACAGCACAGUGCCUCAUGCAGAAUUAUUACGGAAGAACCAUUUUGGGGGGAUGAAUGAGUGGGGAAUGGACGGAUACACUCACUUGACUUAACAAAAUUGUUUUUAAAUUGCUCAGUUACUGGCUGUAAAGGGGAUGAGGUACAGUGUAAGAAAUGGGUCAAUAUAGAUCUUUACUUGCCCUCUCAAGGAGUAAGGGGUAUCUUUGUUUAUAUAAACAAGUUACUCAGAUCUUAUUUGUACCUCAUGUAGGUGGUAUGAGAAUGAUGUGUAGCAGUAUGUAGAGUGUGUGCUUUUGAAAAUAGUUUGUAUGCUCACACUUUUGAAGAUUUUGUUGUAAUACUAUCACGGUCCCAGACUUAACCAUUUUCUUCUCAAAUUUUCAUUUUCUCUACUGUAGAAAAGGUUUUAAUUGUUUUCAAUAUGACCAAAUACAGUAUGUUUUGUAA
Molecule: messenger RNA, 2948 nt
Organism: Meriones unguiculatus (Mongolian gerbil)
Lineage: Eukaryota; Metazoa; Chordata; Mammalia; Rodentia; Muridae
Gene: Poglut1
Product: protein O-glucosyltransferase 1
Exons: 11
Coding region: 103-1281 (392 amino acids)
Biological process (GO): positive regulation of Notch signaling pathway; protein O-linked glycosylation
Cellular component (GO): endomembrane system
Molecular function (GO): UDP-xylosyltransferase activity; UDP-glucosyltransferase activity
Source: RefSeq, a predicted model, not a curated record